AUGAAACAAGUUACAUUGAAUUUUGAGGCAGCUAUGUGGGUACCUCAGAGGUAUGUGCUGCCCACAGUACAACUUCUGAGCUGCAUGUUCCACUGGACCCAGGCAGUUUGGCAAAAGGUUGGUUUUGAAAGGUAUGCUGUUCCAUAAAGUUAAUGCACAAUGUUAUGAUUAUGAUAUGUAUAACAUGUUAUAUAUCUGUUUGUUUCUAUAUAGAUUCAAGAAUUGGGGCUUCAAGUCCUUUAUCAGAGAGACAAGUACCUCUGCAAGUUGGUGAUGUUGCCCUGCCUUCUGAGCCAUGAAAUUCCAGUCAUGUUCGAGUUGUUGAAAGAAAACACUACAUCACCAGCCCUCCACAAGUGA
Messenger RNA from Pocillopora meandrina, 360 nucleotides. The record is from the annotation of a GenBank genome assembly. Lineage: Eukaryota; Metazoa; Cnidaria; Anthozoa; Scleractinia; Pocilloporidae.